AGUAAUAUAAAAUUGAACAAAAGGAAUUUGACUCUUUGGAAGAGAAACGUUUGCAGAUUGUAAGAUGGCAAAAGACUGAACAAUUAAAUCUGAUUUCAGCAAUUAAAUCAUAAAGGAAGGAAAGAAAGACUGGAUUUUGGGGCAGAAUUUGAGCUUACAAAGAAGAGACUGGAAUCAUGGAGAAUUGCUUUUGGAAAAGGCAAGGUCUGUAUGUCCUUCUCUCUUUCUCUUUCCUUAGAGUAAUGUGUGCUUCAAUUCGCUUUUCUGUCCCUGAAGAAAAGAAAAAGGGGUUUCUGGUGGCUAAUGUGCUCAAGGAAUUGAAACUGAAAACAGGGGAGCUCUCCACACGCAAAGCGCAUUUAGUUGCUGAGGACACUCAGGAAUACUUCCACCUUGAUAUUCAUACUGGGGAUCUGUUGAUUAAUGAUAAAAUAGACAGAGAAGCUUUAUGUGGCCAGAAUGAUCCUUGUCUACUUCUUUCUCAGUUUGUCUUGGAAAACCCCUUAGAUAUCUUUAAUAUUGAAAUCAAGAUAGAAGAUGUAAAUGACAAUGCACCCAAAUUUUGGAAAAACAAUUUGGAGGUAGACAUUCUUGAGACUGUUCCUAAAAGUACGAAAUUCCCCUUGGAACCUGCCCAAGAUUAUGACUUGGGAGAAAAUGGCGUUCAAAAUUAUACUCUUAGUCCCAAUGAGCAUUUUCAGCUUGAAGUACAAAAGAAUGAAGAUAGAAAAGACAAUAUAUACCUUGUUUUGAAGAAAACAUUAGAUAGGGAGAGGAUGCCACACCUUGAAUUGUUUCUAAUGGCUAUUGAUGGAGGAGUUCCCAAGAAAACUGGCACAGUUCAAAUUAAUAUUAAUGUUCUGGAUAGUAAUGAUAAUUUUCCUCUGUUUAGUAAGUCUGAAUAUAAGGCAAGAAUAAAGGAGAAUCUGCCUAAGGGCACUCUUGUGAUUAAGGUGGAAGCUACAGAUCUGGAUUUGGGUUCAAAUGCACAAAUACUCUACUCAUUCCAUCAAGUGCCUGAAAGAAUAAACCAUAUGUUUUAUUUAAAUGAAAUUACUGGUGUAAUAACUGUUUGGGGACAGAUUGAUUAUGAAAAAGAGAAAAGCUAUAGCAUGAGCAUCAGAGCAACAGAUGGAGGGGGUCUUUCAGGGCACUGCAGCGUACUGAUAGAGGUUGAAGAUGAGAAUGACAACCCCCCAGAAGUGUCCAUCAUAUCUCUGACCAACACUUUAAAGGAAGACUCUCCCCCAGACACAAUGGUGGCCCUCUUCAGUGUGAGAGACCAAGACUCUGGAGACAACAGCAAAACGGUGUGCUCUGUGCAGAUGAAUCUCCCUUUUGCGCUGAAAGCCACCACAAACAACUUUUAUCAGCUUGUGCUCGAAAGUCCCCUAGACAGAGAGACGGUCACUGAAUACAACAUCACCAUCACUGCCAUUGACUGGGGAUCUCCUAGGCUCACUUCAACAAGACUGAUUAAUGUUCAGAUCUCCGAUGUCAAUGAUAACCCUCCCCUUUUUGAAAAGUCUUCAUAUGACAUGCAGAUCAGGGAGAAUAAUAUUCCAGGCUUGCUCAUCGGCUCAGUCCAUGCUCUGGAUCUAGACACAAUGCUGAAUGCUAAAGUGAAUUACUUAGUUCUGCCUGGGAAGGGUGAUGGCCUGGUGACCUCUUACAUCUCAAUCAACUCUGAAACUGGAAACAUGUAUGCCCUCCGAUCCCUGGACUAUGAGCAGAUAAGAGGCUUCAGAGUUACUGUGAGGGCAUCUGAUGGAGGUUCUCCCUCCUUGAGCUCAGAAGUGAUUGUCCGAAUCCACAUCAUAGAUGAGAACGACAACGCUCCCUUCUUCCUGUAUCCCCUCCAGAACAACACAUCCCCAUGCAAUGAGCUGCUUCCCAAGUCAGCCGAGGCUGGCUAUCUGGUCACCAAGGUGGUUGCAGUGGAUGCAGAUUCUGGCCAAAACUCCUGGCUUUCCUAUGAAUUGCUGAAGGCCACGGACCCAGCCCUUUUCAGCAUAGGAGCACAGAAUGGGGAAGUGAAAACCAGGAGAGCCCUGAAUGAGCGAGACACAAACAAGCAGAGGCUGGUGAUACUGGUCAGAGACAAUGGUCUUCCUCCACAGACCAGCACGGCAUUGCUUAAUGUUCUUCUUGUGGAUGGCUUUUCGGAUCCCUUCCUGAGGAGGGUGGAUGUCAGUGUGCAAGAACCGGAAGAAGAUAAAACCUUGACCAAGUAUUUGGUGAUCUGCUUGGCUGCAGUCUCCUUUGUGUUCCUGGUCUGUAUUGUUGUGUUUAUUGUGGUCAAAGUGUUCAAGAAGGAUCCCCAAAGCCAAUUUCCUACUACUCAUCCUCAUUUUCCACCUGUCAGUGCUGAUACUCCAGAGAACUGUGCUGAUUCACAGAAUGGGUCGCUUUCCAGGACUUACCGUUAUGAUGUUUGUUUGACUGGUGGAUCCUUAAGUAGCGAGUUCCGAUUUCUCAGGCCCUUCUUUCCAGUCUUUUCGGUGGGAGAUGUUAACGUCUCAGGGAACAAUAGUAUUUCUGCAGGCAUCCAAGAUACUUCUGAGCAGGUUGCAGUUAAUAGCACAAAGAAAGAGUAUCACUUUUUGCAACAUGGAAAGAUGUGGGGACAGAAUGCCAACAUACUGGGAUAUUUACUGAAUGGUUGCAAACAUGACUUCCAGGCACAUUUUCCUGGUGCAGUAGGAAAAGUAGUCUUUCUCCUCCUCCUCCUCCUUCCACCCAUCCCAAUUUCUUUAGGUAUAAACUUUUAGGUAUAAACUUGUAUCAUGCAAGGUAAAUCUCUAAGGUAUUUUAGCCAUGAUAAUAAAGGAAGGUUUAUAGGUUGCUGACAACGGACAAUGGAUUUUUGUUUUAAAUCUGUUUGCAAGUGCUGAAUAUAGAUGCUUUUUCAUGCUUUAACAAACUAAUGCACAGUUUUCACUCAAGGCACAGAUUACCAGGCUUAAAUUAUCUUUCCUUGGACAGAUAAUGCAUAGACUACUUGGAAAGAAAGAAAAGAUGAGGUUGUACACCUGAAAAGGAAUGUAACAAACAAUUGGUUUUCUGAGACAGUAAGGUAGAAAGGUGAUCUUGUGGCUGUGUGUGUGUGUGUGUGUGUGUGUGUGUGUGUGUG
Molecule: messenger RNA, 3133 nt
Organism: Ahaetulla prasina
Lineage: Eukaryota; Metazoa; Chordata; Lepidosauria; Squamata; Colubridae
Product: putative protocadherin beta-18
Exons: 2
Coding region: 177-2771 (864 amino acids)
Biological process (GO): homophilic cell-cell adhesion
Cellular component (GO): plasma membrane
Molecular function (GO): calcium ion binding
Source: RefSeq, a predicted model, not a curated record